GGUUGGAAAUGUUGGUGUUUCUUGUGAAAUUGUGAAAACAUGAGCGAUUCCUCCAGCGAUGUGGACAGUGAUACUCCUCCUGCACCUGGGAGCUCUGCACUGUACAGUCUCCUCCUCUCUGCCGAGCCCCAUCAAUGUGACCUUCUCUUCAGUCAAUCUAAGGAAUGUGCUGCAAUGGUUCCCAGGAAGUGGCACACCACAUGACACACAAUUUACAGUACAAUAUGCCAUCUACGGGGAAAGUGUUAAGGGCAACAAAGAAAGAAAGGCCAACUGGAGGGCGGUGUGGCGGUGUACAAAAAUUGUGCAGAGCUGGUGUGAUCUGAGCAAUGAGACGUGGGAUCUGGAGCAGGGAUACUAUGCCAGGGUUCGUGCCGUGAGCCCUGGAGCGUCCUCCUCAUGGGCCGUGACACAGAGGAGAUUCGAUCCAAAGACGGAGAUUAGCUUUGGCCCUCCACUGGUUUCUGUGGAAAUAGAGGAGAGCAACGCCAUCAUCACUCUGAAGGGACCAAUGAGAUAUCAGCCUAACAAUCACAUCCCAGCGAUUUCCAUGGCGACACUAUACCCCCAGAUGACUUACCACCUCUCCGUUAUAGAUAGGCAUCACGGCAAAACACUACACGUCCCAGUGGCCUCCAGUUCGUACAAAUACCAACUGAUGGAGUACAGCACAGAGUACUGCUUCUCUGCCAAGGCGACUUUCCUGUCAAUGCCCGCCAUAUGCCAGUCCUCGGCGUUGCAUUGCAUAACCACACCUCAAGACCCUGUGAUUGCCCAGCUGAAGUGGGUGAUUGUGGGUAUUGUUGUUCCGUCUGUGUGCGUGUGUAUGGUGGGGGUGGUUGGCUACCUUCUCCACCGCUACCUGUCGGGGAAAGGACAGAAGAGCCCAUACAUACUGAACCCGCCUGCUUUUCAUCCGCCCGUUCUGACGUUUCCCCCGGAGAAACCCAACCUCAUGGUCAUCGCCAUCAUCAAACCAAAAGACCCUGCGUGGACCGAGCGCCCGCAUCACCUCCCACAUCGCCCACCAGGAUACGCUUCCCAGAGCCCCGAAACACUACCAGAGGCCGAGGAAACCUGGGAUGAUUCUUCAGUCGACUACGGGUUUAUCGGCGUCGCUAACAGAAGAGAAGAUGGGAAUAAUCUGAAAGGAAAAGAUCAGAAAUGCACAGCCAUUCACAGUUACGAGAAAAGACAGAUGAGCACACUUAAACAAGCGCAUGCGUGGACGAUGACGCAAACUCCGCUGUCUUUUCAGGGAGCAACUAUGCGAGAGGUGGAUGGAGAGGAGGAGGAUGGAGGGUUUCAAGGUUUAUUCAUAAGCACAGCCCAACAAAACGGCCUCCUCCGAAUGCCCUUAAAUCUACCAACAAGCAAGGGUGGAAUGGGGGAAGCGAUGGACGGAGAGGGGAGAGUAAGAACAGAUGGAGGCGUGGAGGAUGGAAGAAGUGAAAAUGAGGAGGUGCCACUUCUUUCUUCUUAUGCCUCUCAGAACACCAGAGACAUGCCGACCUCCCGCUCCGACCAGUCCGAUUUCUUACCAGAAGACUACGGCGUUCUGAGAAUGGCUGCAGCACACAAAAUAGAGGAAGAUGAGGAAGAGGAGGCAAAUAUAUGUAUUGAUUGGAAUCCAGAGACCGGGAAACUAGUGUUGCCAAUGAUGGAUGGGUUGAUGCAGGGAGAGAAACAGGGGGGGGAGGAGGAGGAGAAAGAGGAGGAGGAGGAGGAGGUUGGGUUGAGGUUGGAAAACGUAUUUGUAAGACAAGGGUCCGAGGAAAAGGCGGAGGCGCAGAGAGAGAUGGGGGUGGACGGGGAUGACUUUUUGACCAGAUGGAACUUGGUGGUCUCGAUGGAUGAGUAG
Molecule: messenger RNA, 1861 nt
Organism: Anoplopoma fimbria (sablefish)
Lineage: Eukaryota; Metazoa; Chordata; Actinopteri; Perciformes; Anoplopomatidae
Gene: il20ra
Product: interleukin 20 receptor, alpha
Exons: 8
Coding region: 59-1861 (600 amino acids)
Molecular function (GO): protein binding
Source: RefSeq, a predicted model, not a curated record